Molecule: messenger RNA, 2747 nt
Organism: Salvelinus sp. IW2-2015
Lineage: Eukaryota; Metazoa; Chordata; Actinopteri; Salmoniformes; Salmonidae
Source: RefSeq, a predicted model, not a curated record
AUGACGGUAACUUACUCGCGGAGGGUUGCUGACGCGGGGCUAGGGACCUUCUCUCAUCUGCUCCUCCGAUGGAACCGAAGCAUCUACAAGCUGCUGUGGAGAGAACUGAUCAUCUUCACUACACUGUACUACUCCUUCAGCAUCAUAUACAGGUUUGUGUUGAAUGAGGGUCAGAAGAGGCUGUUUGAGAAGCUGGCCAUCUACUGUGACCGUUACGCAGAACUCAUCCCUGUGUCCUUCGUAUUGGGUUUUUAUGUGACUCUGGUGGUGUCUCGGUGGUGGGGUCAGUUUGAGAGUGUUCCCUGGCCGGACCGUCUGGGUGCGCUGGUGGGCGCUCACAUCCGUGGUACCGACGAGAGCGCCAGGCUGACCCGCCGGACCCUGAUGCGGUACGCCAACCUGUCCGGCGUGCUCAUCUACCGAUCGGUCAGCACGGCAGUCUACAAGAGGUUCCCCACCAUGAAGCACCUGGUGCAGGCAGGCCUGAUGACAGCAGAGGAACAUAGGCAGUUGGAGGAGUUGCCCUCACCUCAUAACAAGUUCUGGGUUCCUUGUAUGUGGUUUGUUAACCUGGCGCUGAGGGCCCGCACCGAGGGACGCAUCAACAAUGAUGUGGCGCUAUCAGCCAUUCUCAAUGAAUUAAAUACAUUGCGGACACAGUGUAUGAAGCUAUACAGUUAUGAUUGGAUCAGCCUACCCCUUGUGUACACCCAGUCUGACUUCUACCUGCCUGUCUUCACCCUGCUACAGUUCUUCUUCUAUGGUGUGGCAGAACAGCUGAUAAACCCGUUUGGGGAAGACGAUGACGACUUUGAAACCAACUAUCUGGUUGAUCGUAAUCUACAGGUGUCCCUGCUGUCUGUGGAUGAGAUGUACGACACUAUCCCAUUGGUAGAGAGGGAUAAGUACUGGAACGAAUCAGAGCCCCAGCCUCCAUACACUGCAGCCAGUGCAGAGCAUCGCAAACCUUCCUUCAUGGGCUCUGCCCUGGACAUCAGUGUUCCCAAAGAGGAGAUSGAGUUCCAGUCCAACCUGGAGCAGAUCAAGGAGCAUGAGGAGGCCAACCACUCUACUCCUCUCCUGGGGGGUCUGAGUCGCUUCCUGGGGGUUCAGUCCCCCGUCUUCCCCCGCUCCUCCACCUCCUCCCGGGUUUCUCUCCUGCGCCGGCGCCCAGGGGCUCCAUUCAGCCGCUUCCCCCUCUUCCUGCACUCUGAGGGGGACGCCUCAACGCCAAGCCACGGCCCUGGUCCCCGCCACGACUCCAGCCACCCGGACUACGCCUUCUCCUCCAUGCCGCUGUACGAGAGGUCCGGCUUCUAUAGCUGUCCACAGACCCCCAUCCACUGUGUUCCCCCCGCUAUGCCUCGUCCACGGCCCACCCGAGGAACUUACGCCUGGGAUCGCAGCUCCAGCUCACUAGCUCCUCCGAUGGUUGGCUCUGGAGGUCUGCUGCCCCCUGAUACUCCAGGUCAUAUGCUCCCUCCACCCUCCUCUGCCUUCCCCUGGCUGAGUGAGGAGGGUGAGGGUCCUUGUGUUCCAGCCUUCUCCUUCCCUGACCCUGGCAACCUUCCGGAGCUCUGCCCCAUAUCAAAGCUCCGGCCCGGGCAAGGCCUGCUGUCUCGGCGGCCCCAACCUCCGCGCCUCUCUCUAGAUUACACACUGUUGGCCGAGGGCCUGCAGCCUGGACCCAUCAGCCCCCGGGGAGUGGGAGGUGGAGGGGAGCGGGUGUUCUCCUUUACCCCUCCCUCUCGCACCCCAGCUACCAAUAUCAACAGCUCAUCCUCUAGUAUCAAUGCCACCAGCACUAUCAACACCACCAACCCUAACACCACUACUUCAGCCAACAUCUUGACUGGUACCAACACCACUUCUACAACAAACUUCUGCAAUGGUACCAACACCAACACCACUACUACGUCCAACUUCUGCAAUGGUACCAACCCCAACACCUUUUGUAACCAUGCCAACUUCAACAGCACUAGAGCAGCAGGUAUCAACAGUGGAACCAAUGGUAGUCUAAGCAACAACGUCGUGAACACCAUUUCUGGAUCCUCUCAGCAAGAAGCCAUUCAGCAUCAAAACUCGCCCAAUGAUUCAGGGAUUUCAUUGGCUGAGGGGGGCCCUCACUGGCUGGGAGCUCUGGUAGUGGAUAGUGGGAUGAACAAGACCCCUGGGGGGCGUGAGCAGGACUGAAGAAGGAGGGAGAUGAUUGGACAAGGCCCCUGGGGGAUGGGAGCAGGACUGAGGAAGGAGGGAGUGGUUGGACGGACUCAGGGUUCAGAAGUAGUGUUGACCUACGCAGUCUUUCUUUCAGACUGGAGGGUUCCAGCACUUCCGACCAGUGGUAGUCUUGCGAGGCCAUUCCUCCGACCAGUGGUAGUCUUGCGAGGCCAUCCUUCCAAAUGUGAGCGAAGCCUGGAUGUCCGAGGCGUAGAGGCUGCUUCUGAAAUGUUUAUUGGAAUCCCACAGAGUGGAGAAUAAUAUGACAUUUCUUCUUCAUACUAUUCCAGCUCGUAAACCAGUACAAAAUCUACUGAAGAAAGAAUCGUUUGUUUGCUGAAUCUCAGAGGCCUACGGACUGGAGGCCUACGGACUGGAGGCCGACGGACUGGAGGCCGACGGACUGGAGGCCGACGGACUGGAGGCCUACCUGAACUACUGAAGAAUCUCUCAAUCAUUAACCCCUUCAGAAAAUAUUGACUGAUAACAUUCUGGUCAGAGGUGCCUAAGUACCUCGCCCGUCAAUA